Balaenoptera acutorostrata (minke whale) is the source of this 1678-nucleotide messenger RNA. It is a transcript of the gene UCP2, whose product is annotated as uncoupling protein 2. The record is from RefSeq and is a predicted model, not a curated record. The coding region runs from base 420 to 1349 and encodes 309 amino acids. The transcript is spliced from 8 exons. Lineage: Eukaryota; Metazoa; Chordata; Mammalia; Artiodactyla; Balaenopteridae. Gene Ontology annotation, cellular component: mitochondrial membrane. Gene Ontology annotation, biological process: adaptive thermogenesis; mitochondrial transmembrane transport; mitochondrial transport. Gene Ontology annotation, molecular function: oxidative phosphorylation uncoupler activity.
AGCAGGCCCCGCCCCAUAGAUCGAAGUCGCGCCGCACCCUCUGCCUACCUCUCUGCAAGCCCGGCCGGCCGCGCCUUUGGGUCGAGUACAGUCUGCACUCCGUGGAUGCGCGCUCCGCCCGCCGACAGAUAUAAAUUGCCAGUACUCGCUUGUUCUCCCUGCGGCCCGGACACAUAGUAUGACCAUUAGGUGUUUCAUCUCCCAGCCAUUUUCUAUGGAAAACCAAAGGGAUCAGGCCAUGAUAGCCACUGGCAGCUUUGAAGAAUGGGAUGCCUUUAGAGAAGCUUGAUCUUGAAGGCCUCAGCGUGAGAUCUAACAGAGCCGGAUUCCAGCAGAGUUCCUCUGUCUCGUCUUGCUGCUGACUGAAGGUGCCCCCUUCUUUUUUCUUCAUCUCCUGGGAGGUAGCAGGAAUUGGCAUUAUGGUUGGGUUCAAGGCCACAGAUGUGCCCCCUACUGCCACUGUGAAGUUCCUGGGGGCUGGCACAGCUGCCUGCAUUGCAGAUCUCAUCACCUUUCCCCUGGAUACUGCUAAAGUCCGGCUACAGAUCCAAGGAGAAAGGCAGGGGCCAGUGCAGGCUGCGGCCAGUGCCCAGUACCGCGGGGUGCUGGGCACCAUCAUGACCAUGGUGCGCACCGAGGGCCCCCGCAGCCUCUAUAAAGGGCUGGUCGCCGGCCUGCAGCGCCAGAUGAGCUUCGCCUCCAUCCGCAUCGGCCUCUACGACUCUGUCAAACAGUUCUACACCAAGGGCUCUGAGCAUGCCGGCAUCGGGAGCCGCCUCCUGGCAGGCAGCACCACAGGUGCCUUGGCUGUGGCCGUGGCCCAGCCAACAGAUGUGGUAAAGGUCCGAUUCCAAGCGCAGGCCCGGGCUGGAGGUGGCUGGAGGUACCAAAGCACCAUUGAGGCCUACAAGACCAUUGCCCGAGAGGAAGGGUUUCGGGGACUCUGGAAAGGGACCUCUCCCAAUGUCGCUCGUAAUGCUAUUGUCAACUGUGCUGAGCUGGUGACCUAUGACCUCAUCAAGGACACUCUCCUGAAGGCCAACCUAAUGACAGAUGACCUCCCUUGCCACUUCACUUCCGCUUUCGGGGCGGGCUUCUGCACCACCAUCAUCGCCUCCCCUGUCGACGUGGUCAAGACGAGAUACAUGAACUCUGCCCUAUGCCAGUACCGCAGUGCUGGCCACUGCGCCCUCACCAUGCUCCAGAAGGAGGGUCCCCAAGCCUUCUACAAAGGGUUCAUGCCCUCCUUUCUCCGAUUGGGUUCCUGGAACGUGGUGAUGUUCGUCACCUACGAGCAGCUAAAACGGGCCCUCGCGGCUGCCUGCGCUUCCCAGGAUGCUCCCUUUUGAGCCUCCCCUGCUGAUCACCUCUGGCUUUGGCUGCAGCCUGGCCCUGCUUCCCUUUUCCUCCUCCCCUCAUUCCCUUCCCUCUCUCCCCACCCCUUCCUUCUGCUCCCUUUCCCACCACCUCCCUUCCCUCUCCCCACAUUUUCACCCCUCAGCUCCCCGUUGCCUCUCACAGUCCCGAUGGAGUUGACCCCAGCUGACACCGUGGGAAGCCUGGCACCAGCCAGCAUCUCAAGCCCUCAGUCCCUUGAGAAGUUCAGCCUGACUCUUCGUCCUGCCUCCUACCCCUGAGCCCGACUAGCACGUCACCCAUAAAACAAGCUCAACCCUGG